Molecule: messenger RNA, 915 nt
Organism: Anopheles coustani
Lineage: Eukaryota; Metazoa; Arthropoda; Insecta; Diptera; Culicidae
Exons: 1
Coding region: 1-915 (304 amino acids)
Source: RefSeq, a predicted model, not a curated record
AUGGGCUUCCAAGUCGGCUUCCAGACCGCGCUCAGUUCGACCGUGGCAGCAAUGGGAAAGCUUAUGGAUCCGUUGGUUGCUGAGAUCCGAAGUGGCUUUGCACAUUUGCAUCCCACCAACGUGCCGCGAACGCGCAAUUCUGGCUCGCAACCUUUCCCGGCUGGUAAACGCAGGCGUGUCAUUAUGGAGCCCGCGUUACCGGACGGCGUCAUAACAGUAAACAAUGAUGGCGUCGAUUCGUCUGAUGUUGUCAAACAAAUCACGAACGAUAUCACUAACUCAUCCAGCGGCCCGGCACCACCACCGCUAACGGAUGAGAUUACAGGCACUGACACUAUUCUCUCUCCGCUGCGCGCCGCUGUUCCCGAGUCUCGAACUGAUCGGAUCUGGAUACGGCUCUCGAACAUUUCCACGGCCGUUACCACCGAUGAUGUCGUUGCCUCGGUGAAGCGUCGUCUGGCUACCGAAGAUGUCGUGGCCUUUUGCCUGCUGAAAAAAGGGGCCAGAGUGGACAGUAUGAGCUGGCUGUCCUUCAAAGUGAGAGUCCCUGCGAGCCUCCGGGACAAGGCUCUCACUCCCUCGACCUGGCCCGCCGACGUUGGUGUCCGGGAGUUCAUCCAGUCGAUGAGAUCCCGCUAUCGCGAUAGCCCACGGGCUCGAUCGCAUGAUCAUGAACCCCACCACUCGUCGUCACCGUUUACCACUGAACGUCGUCGUUCAUCACUUGAGCCACCAUCCAUCACGAACACUCCAACACACAUUUCUGUUCAAUUCAGCAACGGCACCAUGAACGAUACAUCCGAGGCUCCAAAUGUGACGCUUGUUGAAGGCCCAUCGCAGAUCAGAAACACUGUGAUGCGUAAUGAUGCGAUGAGAAAGUUGCAUCAGACUUCUCUGGACAACUUUUUUCUGUAG